AUGGAGUUUAAAUCCCAGGAUCGCGAAAAUAAAAGAAUAAAUCAAAAAGGUAUCUCUACUGCUACUGCUAAUGAACUGCAGCAACACAUAGAAAGAAAAAAUCUGGUUCAGACUGAGUCGACAGAUCUAGGUAAUCAGAGUGGGGAGAAAGGUUUCACAGCAGUAAAUACAAAAUUGGGAUGGACUGUUAUGGAAAAAUCGAACUCUAAAUCCACUUUUGAAUCCAAAAAUUCAUUACUGGUGCAUUCCUUGCUUACAAAUCAGACAAAAAUUUCGGACCUAUGGGAAUUAGAUUCUUUGGGAAUUAAGGACCCAAGUGAAAAGAAAACGAAACUUGAGUUGCAAGAUCUUACUUUAAAACAUUUUGAGAAUACGGUCUCGCAAAAUGAAGAUGGUAGAUAUUAUGUAUGCAUUCCUUGGAUCGAUGGACAUGAUAAACUUAGUGAUAAUUUUCAACUAGCCGAAAGAAGGUUGAAAAAUACUGUAAGAUCUCUAAAAGGUAAUGGUAGACUAUUAGAUUAUGAGCAAGUGUUUUUUGAAUGGGAAAAUGAGGGGAUUAUUGAAAGGGUUAAUGAAAAUGAUCAUGACAAAAAUAAGAAAAUUCAUUACCCACCACACAGACCUGUGUUCAAAGAAAACUCUACAACCAAAAUCCGCCCUGUAUUUGAUGGGUCCGCUCGUCAUGGACACUUUUGUUCUCUGAACUCUUGCAUUGAAGCAGGACCUAAUUUAAUUGAACUAAUACCUGCAAUCUUGAAUAGGUUUCUUUUAAGAAAGAUAGGAGUAAUAUCGGAUAUUCGUAUAGCAUUCUUGCAAAUCGCUUUACACGAAAACGAUAGGAACUUUCUACGUUUUUUGUGGUGGGAAGGUGGCGAUCAUGAAAAGGUUAUUAUUUAUAGACAUUGUCGAGUAGUCUUUAGAGUAUCGUGCAGUCCCUUCCUGCUAGCUGCAGUAUUAAACUUUCAUCUAAAACGGGCACCUAAACAUUUGAAAGCUGCAGCUGAAAAGCUACUAGACUCUAUGUACGUUGACAAUUGCGUAACGAGUGUGGAAACAUUCGAAAAAGACUUGUCUUUUCAACGAGACUCUAGAGAAUUGUUGGCAUUAGGAAAUUCGACUUAUGUGGUUGGAGACAUAGUACAAGUUCUUGGUCUUUUGUGGAAUGUGGAAAGAGAUACUUUGUUCAUCUCUUUUGAAGAGCCCGUUCUUGAAGAAAGACCCAUUUCGAAAAGAAAAAUACUUCCCAUUGCUCAUCGAAUUUUUGACCCGAUUGGAGUCACCUGCAAUGUCACUCUAAUUCCCAAACUGAUUCUGCAAGAGUGCUGGAUGAUGGAAGCGUCUUGGGAUUCUCCAUUGCCUGAAGACAUCGAGAAAAAUUUGAAAUUUGGCAGCGUCAACUUAAAGACUUGA
This is a messenger RNA of Argiope bruennichi, 1410 nucleotides long. RefSeq lists its product as uncharacterized. The transcript has 3 exons. The record is from RefSeq and is a predicted model, not a curated record. The coding region runs from base 1 to 1410 and encodes 469 amino acids. NCBI's taxonomy places the organism in Eukaryota, Metazoa, Arthropoda, Arachnida, Araneae, Araneidae.